Molecule: messenger RNA, 447 nt
Organism: Mycena citricolor
Lineage: Eukaryota; Fungi; Basidiomycota; Agaricomycetes; Agaricales; Mycenaceae
Source: the annotation of a GenBank genome assembly
AAGCCUCAGGUGAUCACACGAUAAAGAACGAUGAAUGCACCCUCUGCAGGCACGUGAGGGCACAGGGCGAUUUCAUGUGCAUCCAUGCCGUGGGUGGGUCAGGAGAGACGGCAAUGUGAGACAGAUGGUGGAUCUUAGGUCAGACAUCAGGACAUCGGCAGGACAGUAUGGAAUGUGAUGUGAUUAGGAUUCCGAAUUUCUACGAGACAGACAGCUGUGAAUUCGACUACGACAUUGACCGACGACGCACGAGCCUCCUCAGCUUUUUCGUCAACGACGCGAUGCACAGCAAGCGCAGAGGCGUGGUCCCACUGCUAUCCACCGGAGGCGGCGUCGCCCGGCACUUGCUCUUCUGCGGCUUGUGCAGUGGGUUCUGCAGAGCCAGAGCAACUAUAUCUACGGGCGGAGGCACGACGAACGUGUCCAUCGCCUCGACCUCCGUGCGCA